Molecule: messenger RNA, 1014 nt
Organism: Moesziomyces antarcticus
Lineage: Eukaryota; Fungi; Basidiomycota; Ustilaginomycetes; Ustilaginales; Ustilaginaceae
Product: cardiolipin synthase
Exons: 1
Coding region: 1-1014 (337 amino acids)
Biological process (GO): cardiolipin biosynthetic process
Cellular component (GO): membrane; mitochondrion
Molecular function (GO): cardiolipin synthase activity
Source: RefSeq, a predicted model, not a curated record
AUGCUGGGCUCCGUCGGGCUGCGUGCCGCCUGCACGAGCGCUGCACCUGCGUGGCGUACUGCUCUGCCACUGCUGCGUCCAGCUGCCGCCAUGCUCUCGACACACACGCUCUCGAUGGCCUCCACUUUGCCUCCUCGUAUCGUGACACAGCGCGGCAUCUCGUCGAGCGCAGUGCACCUGCUGGCAACGAGCCGGACAUCGAUACUGGGGCGGACCAUGAACUUGCGAAGCCUCUCGUCCACGCCCUCGCGCUGCGACUCCUCGCUGCCUCCACCGCCACCAUCGCGUGCGGACGACGGAAAAGCAAAGCCGGCGCUGUCCGAGGACCUCUUGACGCUGCCCAACGUGCUGACCAUGUUGCGGCUGGCGCUGACGCCGUACAUUGGGUACCUUGUUGCGACGCACCAGUUCGCGCCCGCAUGUGUGCUGCUGUUCGUCGCGUCGAUCACCGACGUGCUCGACGGCUGGCUCGCACGGCGCACGGGCAAGUACACGGUGUUUGGCAGCAUUGCGGAUCCGGCGGCGGACAAGGCGCUGGUGACGACGAUGGUCGUAUCGCUCGCACUCUCCGGCAUGCUACCCUGGCCCAUCGCCACGGUGAUCCUGGGUCGCGAUAUCGCACUGGUGGUGGCGGCGUUUGUCAUCCGAUACCGCACGCUGCAGCCGCCCAAGACGCUGCAGCGCUAUUUCAACCCGCGUCUGCCGUCGGCCAGUGUGACGCCGACGCAGAUCAGCAAGUACAACACCUUCCUCCAGCUGCUCCUGCUCGGCAUCCUUACCAUGUACCCGCUGCUGUAUCCCAACUCACCACCCCCGCCGCUAGUGCCAGCCAAACAGGAGGACGACUCGACCAAGCGGCUCGUCGACCGCGCAGUGGCUGCACUCAUGUGGAUCACAGCGGCCACCACCGUCUGGUCCGGGUUGGGAUACAUCGGUGGCGCAGGCGCGCGCAAGGUGCUGGCCCAACGUGCACCCACGCUGCUCACGCGCACCAAGCCUCCUCCCAAAGCGUAA